This is a messenger RNA of Neomonachus schauinslandi (Hawaiian monk seal), 1376 nucleotides long. RefSeq names its product tRNA-yW synthesizing protein 5 (gene TYW5). Gene Ontology annotation, biological process: wybutosine biosynthetic process. Gene Ontology annotation, molecular function: tRNA binding; 2-oxoglutarate-dependent dioxygenase activity. The transcript has 8 exons. The record is from RefSeq and is a predicted model, not a curated record. The coding region runs from base 305 to 1252 and encodes 315 amino acids. Lineage: Eukaryota; Metazoa; Chordata; Mammalia; Carnivora; Phocidae.
UGUGCUGUAUCCAAUGAAAGUCGGUGGGAAACCGGCAGAGCGGCAUCCGGAGAGAGAGAGACUAGUGAGUAAAGGUGACCUGCUGCUGCCACCUCUGGUGAGUCAGCCCCAUUCCGGCUCUCCAGCACGCAACUCAAGUAGAGGCCUUUUAGCCCCGGGUCCAGCUCUCCGACCUGCCGCGCUUGCGAGUCCGUCGGUCCCGCGGACCUUUUCUCUCCGGCUGGUGUUUCCGGGCGGAUGGCAUGCUGAGGGACGUGUCAGGCCACGGUUUCCAGGACUUGGAAGAGGGCGGGCGUGAGCGACCAUGGCCUGGCAGAGUCUACCGGUACCUCGGCUUGAGGGCGUUUCGCAGGAACAGUUCAUGCAGCACCUCUACCCGCAGAGAAAACCCCUAGUGUUGGAAGGAAUUGAUUUGGGGGCAUGCACAAGCAAAUGGACAGUGGAUUACCUGAGCCAAGUUGGAGGGAGAAAAGAAGUAAAGAUUCAUGUUGCUGCAGUUGCCCAGAUGAACUUCAUUAGUAAGAACUUUGUAUAUAGAACUUUACCUUUUGAUAAGUUGGUUCAGAGGGCAGCUGAAGAAAAGCAUGAAGAAUUCUUUAUUUCAGAGGAUGAGAAGUACUACUUACGGUCACUUGGGGAAGACCCUAGAAAGGAUGUUGCAGAUAUCAGAAAGCAGUUUCCUUUACUGGAAGGAGAUAUUAAGUUUCCAAAAUUUUUCAAAGAGGAGCAGUUCUUUUCCAGUGUUUUUCGAAUUAGCUCACCAGGAUUACAACUUUGGACCCACUAUGAUGUAAUGGAUAACUUCUUAAUACAAGUGACAGGAAAAAAGCGUGUUGUACUAUUCAGUCCUCGAGAUGCCCAGUAUUUAUAUUUAUCAGGUACUAAAUCAGAAGUACUGGAUAUAGAUAACCCAGACUUAGCUAAAUAUCCACUGUUUUCCAAGGCUAGAAGGUAUGAAUGUUCCCUUAAAGCUGGAGAUGUAUUAUUCAUUCCUGCUUUAUGGUUCCAUAACGUAAUUUCUGAAGAGUUUGGAGUGGGAGUGAAUAUCUUUUGGAAGCACCUUCCAUCUGAAUGCUAUGAUAAAACAGAUACCUAUGGAAACAAAGAUCCUACAGCAGCAUCAAGAGCUGCACAAAUUUUGGACAGAGCUUUAAAAACACUGGCUGAAUUACCAGAGGAAUACAGGGACUUCUAUGCACGGCGAAUGGUCUUACACAUUCAAGAUAAAGCCUAUAGCAAAAACUUUGAGUAAAUAAUGAAGUGAAUGCAAUGAAUAUAAACUUUUAAAUACAAUUCAGCUCAAAUACUGGAAAAAUAUAACCACAUAUAAAUUAUUUUUUAAAAGAUUCAUUCUUUGUUAAAAUAGGAAAGAAAAC